This is a messenger RNA of Manduca sexta (tobacco hornworm), 377 nucleotides long. RefSeq lists its product as uncharacterized. NCBI's taxonomy places the organism in Eukaryota, Metazoa, Arthropoda, Insecta, Lepidoptera, Sphingidae. The record is from RefSeq and is a predicted model, not a curated record.
CAUCAAACCACCAUCAAAAGAUGGCGUCACGAAAUCAAACCCGAGCAAGCGGCAUCGCGAGCGGCUCAACGCGGAGCUGGACACGCUCGCUUCGCUGCUGCCUUUCGAGCAGAACAUCCUCAGCAAGCUGGACCGGCUGUCCAUCCUGCGGCUGUCAGUCAGCUACCUUCGGACCAAGAGCUACUUUCAAGUGGUCAUGCACAAAGAUAAGGAGGACAUCCACGGACAUCGGCGGGAGCAUUCCCCGUACGACCACGCGAUGCCCGACGGAGAAAUGUUCCUGCAGGCACUCAACGGUUUCCUGAUGAUCCUCACGUGCGAGGGUGAAGUGUUCUUCGCCACGCACUCCAUCGAGGAGCUACUUAGGCUUCCAUCAG